Dunckerocampus dactyliophorus (ringed pipefish) is the source of this 2127-nucleotide messenger RNA. Its product is annotated as transcription termination factor 1-like. The transcript has 12 exons. The record is from RefSeq and is a predicted model, not a curated record. Bases 369 to 1994 code for a protein of 541 amino acids. Lineage: Eukaryota; Metazoa; Chordata; Actinopteri; Syngnathiformes; Syngnathidae.
ACAGGAAGUAGUCUGACCCUACUGUGUGUUUGUGUCCACGCGGGUAGAACAAACGAUAGAAAAGUGAAGCAUUUGGACGUUUUUUUUGUUAUUUUUGGAAAUGUUAACGCACUAAAAAUUUCUUAUCCGAGUUUCGGGCAGACUGCUCGGUGGUAGUUUGUGGUCGGAGUACGAAGUCCCGUGGGACCAUAGUCGUCUAACUCAAUUCUCGAGGGCACCGACUGCCGACGUACCGCCAGCUUGGCCUCCAUUUGCUCCACAUCGCAAGCCACCCUCUUCUCUUCGAUAGCCUCAUCUUCCCAGGGUACCUCCAAGUCACAGCAGACAUCUCAGAGAGACCAGUGAAGGUGUCUAGCUCCAUCUCCGCCAUGAGCCUUCAGGCGGACUCAGCCUCCUCCCACAGGAAGAGGGCGUGGUCUGACGUUCCUGCCCUUGGUGACAUUGACACACCUCCAAUGAAGAAGACAAAGAAGAAGAAGAAGAAAAGAGCAAAAGAGGAUAAAGAAGAAAGCGCGGUUCUUGCUGACGCGUACACCAACGAGCAGAAGGAGGAGACCCUGGUUCCCAUGACAACCAAGGAGAUAGAAACAAGGAAGGUGAAGAAAAAGAAGAGGAAGAGUGUGGUUGACGUUUCCACAGCAGCAGCAGAGCAGUCAGUUGCCACGGAGAUGAGUGGUCCACGGGAGGAAAGUGUUGCCAUGGCAAAGAGCAACCACACAGAAACCAACAUCUACGUCUCUGUGGAAACACACAAGAAGAAGAAGAAGAAGAAGAAGAGGACGAUGACCACAGAAGAAGUGAAGCAGGAUGAUGAUGAUGAUGAUGAAGAAGAAGAAGGCAGCAAUGACCAUGUGUGCUUUGAUUUGGUGAAAGAAUUAGAGGAGUUUGUUCCAGAUGUUUGGAAAAAGUCACCUCAACAGAUCCAGAAACUGCUGCGAUAUGACCUGCACAGGUUCCGACUCUUCAAGCAACAAGGUGUAGCUGUCCGUCAUGGGCGCUUCACACGAAAAGAGAAUCAGCAAGUCCAAGACAACAUGGAGGACUUCCUGGCUUUGACGGGCAUUGCCUCAGCCAAUCAGCUCCUCUACCCUCAACACUACCCGGAACAGGAGGCUGACAUCAGGAAACUCCGAGUGCGACAUUGCUUCCUGGCGGCCAUAGCAAAGGGGAUCCCCAGGGUGUCCUGGCAGGUGUUCAUCAGAGCUAAAAAGCUUGACAGGAUGAACCACCUGGGAAGGUUCUCGGAGGAGGAGGUGGCUCAGCUGGUGAUGCUGCAGUCUUUGCAUGGUAACAACUGGAGGAGGAUCUCCGAGGUGAUGGGUCGCAGCAUUUACUCCUUGCAGAAACGAUUCCAGUGCAUUUCAACCUGUCAAGGAUCCUGGACUUCGGACGAGGAGUCUCGAUUGAAAAGGGCUGUCAUGGCUCACCUGGUGGUUAGGGCCCAGAGUCCAUCAAGUUCUGGUCUGACUCGGGAACACCUGUGUAAUAAUUUGCCAUGGAAGAAGAUCAGCCAGCAGGUCCAGACCAGAUACUGGAACCAGUGCCGCAUCAAGUGGUUCAGCAUCCUGAGGAACAAACUGUCAAAAGGUUGCAACAAAAGGCUUGAAGGACUGAAGGCCAAAGUCCAGCUGAUAGACACGUUGUACAACAUGAACAUUGAUGACGCAGCCGAUGUGGACUGGGACAAGGUGGCUGACAGUCUCAGCACCACUCCAGUUCAUGUCCAGAGUAUGUUUCAAAGCCUGAAAGCCUCCCGAGUUCCCAACUGGUCCCGCUUAUCCUAUGGGGAGAUCAUCGACUUCCUGCACGAGCACGAGAUGCCGCGCCUCAAGGAGAAGCUGCAGAAGUGCGGCGUCCUGGAGGCGGAGCUGAGAGUGCACGGGACGGACGCGGCACCGCUGCUGGACUUGUUUGCGCUCCAGGAUGAAGACCUCACUGAAGUGGACAACACUCAGCGGUGCCGUGGCCAAUCACGGAAACUGUUUGAAGACUGACAGUUUAAGCUCCGCCCGGUUGCUGUGAACAGGAAGUGAUGUCGUACUGGGGCUUUUAUUGUGAAGAUGGAAUCACGCAGUAGACAGUCUUUACAAUCCAGAGAUUUCUGCCAGAAUAAAGUGUCAAAGUCAA